AUGAAGAAAAAUCAGGAUGAGGUUGAAAAGAAACCUUCCACUGGAGACAACAACGUUUACAUGGUGUUGGGUUCUAAGUUUGAGGUAGACAAGCGGUAUGAAAUCAUUGAUCCUGUGGGGUCUGGUGCAUACGGAGUUGUCGUUGCUGCUAAGGAUUUAUAAGCCGAGGAUCAAGAGAAUAACUUAGUUGCAAUUAAAAAAAUAGAAAAAGCUUUUGAGCAUAAGGUAUUUGCUCAGCGUACAUUAAGAGAGCUCAAAAUUAUGAGAUUACUUCAACAUGAUAACGUUAUUGGAGUCAAAACCAUUCUAAAACCCACCUCAAGAGAGAGCUUCAAGGAAAUUUAUGUUGUAAAUGAGCUUAUGGAGACAGACCUUGCAUAGAUCAUCAAAUCUAAUUAGCCGCUCUCCGAUGAUCACAUUCAGUUCUUUAUGUACUAAAUCUUGAGAGGACUUAAAUAUAUCCACUCAGCAGGUAUUCUACAUAGAGAUCUUAAGCCAAGGAACCUUUUGGUGAACAGUAAUUGCGAUUUAAAAAUUUGUGAUUUUGGUUUGGCAAGAGCCGAUAUUCCAUAUUUCUAAACAUAAUCAGCAGUUAUGACUGACUAUAUAGCCACUAGAUGGUACAGAGCUCCAGAAGUUAUUUUGUCUUGGAAGCGCUAUUCUACAGCCAUAGACGUUUGGUCUGUUGGAUGUAUUCUUGCUGAGUUAAUCACAAGAAAGCCUCUAUUACCAGCUAACUCAGAGGAGGAAUAGAUUUAGAUGAUCACGGAUUUGAUCGGAAACCCGUAAGAAGAUUUGGUAGAGUAAAUUACCAUCCUUAAAAAUAAAGAAUUCAUUCAAAGUUUGCCCAAGAGGAAGCCUAAGGAUUUCCCUACAAUCUUUAAGGGUGCUAAUGGUGAUGCCAUCGAUCUUAUCAAAAAAAUGCUCACCUUUGACCCAGCAAGAAGAAUCACUGUAGAUUAGGCUUUAGAGCAUCCCUACAUGAGCUAAUUACAUUUCCCUGACGAUGAGCCAACUACAGAGCUAGUCAGUGCUUUCGAUUUCGACUUUGAAAUAUACAGCCUCAAGAAAGAGGACUAUCAAGACUUAAUAUACGAAGAAAUCAUGCUUUACCAUGACGAGAACUCAUUCAAGUAAUAUUUGAAAGAUAAGAAGGAAAAUCCAGAGGGAAUAUUGCACAAAAGAUACGGUAAGGACAGAAUAAAAAAGAAGUUCAAGAAAUGA
Messenger RNA from Stylonychia lemnae, 1224 nucleotides. The record is from the annotation of a GenBank genome assembly. Lineage: Eukaryota; Ciliophora; Spirotrichea; Sporadotrichida; Oxytrichidae.